CCCGGCCCCGCGGCUGGGCGCGGCUGUGGCGAGAGGGGCCGGCGGUGGUGAGUGCGGCUCUCCUCCGCGUCUCGGCACACGCCGCAGCCCUUCGACGGAAGCCCGGCAGUACCGUCGUAGGCCAUGGAGAGUCAGGAACUGCCUUAUGUGCUCAUUGACUGUAUAGGAGGGAAGCAUGGAGUAUAUGAAGACCACAUUGAAUUUCUGGAGAAACAUUUUCAUCUCAUCAGCAUGAAAGAAUAUCUUGAAAACAAGAAAUCUCUCAGUGAAAAGAUCAGAGCUAUUUAUAUAUGGUAUCACAAACCAGUUAUUAAUGAAGAGCUGCUCCAGAGCUUGCCUAACUUGAAAAUAGUUGCAAGCUCUGGAGUGGGAAUAGAUCACUUGGACCUGCGCCUCCUGUCCAGCUAUGGUGUGAAGGUGGCCAACACUCCAUUUGCUGUUUCCACUGACACUGCAGACUUUGGGAUGGCUUUGAUGCUGGCAUCUUCCAGGAGACUUGUGGAAGGCUAUCAGAUGGCAGUCUCCCCUGACACAGAGUAUUUCCCUGCAGACUGGCUGGGGGCUGAGGUUUCUGGGGCAACCCUGGGAAUUGUGGGGAUGGGAACCAUCGGCUACAAAGUGGCCCAGAGAGCCAAAGCCUUUGAGAUGAAGAUUUUAUACCACAACAGGAAUCAGAGAAAUAAGGAAGAUGAAAGUGCCGUUGGAGCUGUUUACUGUAAGAAGAUAGAUGAUUUGCUCCAGCAGUCAGAUUUUGUGUUGCUGGCUGUGACCCUGACUCCACAGACACACAAACUGAUUGGGAAGAAAGAGCUGGAGCUGAUGAAACCCACAGCUACUCUGAUAAACAUCAGCAGAGGCCUGGUUGUGGAUCAGGAUGCUUUGGUGGAAGCCCUUCAAAAGAAAAUUAUUAAGGCAGCCGCUUUGGAUGUGACAUAUCCUGAACCUUUGCCAAGGGAUCACCCCUUGUUAAAGCUGAAGAAUAUUAUAAUAACUCCUCACAUUGGAAGCGCCACCAAAAAGACACGCCGCCUAAUGAUGGAAAACAUGACAGAGAGCAUAAAAGCAGGUCUUACAGGUCUUCCUAUCCCUAAUGAAGUGUUACUAUAAAGCAGCCUGCAUUUAAUGUUAUUGUCAUUAGUGAUUAUCCUGGUGUGAUGAAACAGUAAUUUGACCACUCUUCAUGCAAUUAUCACUGGUGUGUAUAUACAGAUCAGGUGUGUAGUUGUCCUGGUUUCAUCUGGGAUAAUUUUGUUCCUAGUAGCCAGUGCAGUGCUGUGUUCUAGCUUCAGUCUGAGAACAAUGCCGAUAACACACCAAUGUUUUAGUUGUGCUCUGUAGCACUUACUUACUCUGAUCAUGACUUUUCAGUCUCUCAUGCUCUGCCAGUGCGGAGGGGCACAAAAAGCCAGGAGGGACCAGAGACAAGACACGUGACGCAAACUAGCCAAAGGGGUAUUCCAUACCACAGCAUGUCAUGGUCAGGAUAUAAACUGUGGGGAGUUACCUGGAAGGGACUGAUGACUGCUCAGGCUGGGCUGAGUAUCAGUCUGCAGUUGAUGAGCAAUUGCAUUGUGCAUUAGUUGUGUUUAUUGGGGUUUUUCCUUUCCUAUUUUAGUUUUAAUUCUCCUUGUUAUUUCCCUCAGCAUUAGUAUUAGUACUAUU
This is a messenger RNA of Melopsittacus undulatus (budgerigar), 1662 nucleotides long. Its product is annotated as probable 2-ketogluconate reductase. The transcript is spliced from 6 exons. The record is from RefSeq and is a predicted model, not a curated record. The coding region runs from base 124 to 1107 and encodes 327 amino acids. NCBI's taxonomy places the organism in Eukaryota, Metazoa, Chordata, Aves, Psittaciformes, Psittaculidae. Gene Ontology annotation, molecular function: NAD binding; oxidoreductase activity, acting on the CH-OH group of donors, NAD or NADP as acceptor.